AUGUUGGACGCUCUCAUCCGGGCUGGCAAUGCCUACCGGGUCGAUGUGGCGCUCUCUUUCGUUGUUCUGCUUGUCGUUUCAUACAUUGCGCGGGUCGUCAGCCAGCGCCACAGAUACUCGAAAUUCCCCCUACACAGCGAUAAGUCCAAUACAAAACAGAUGCUUCUCUCUGGUUUUGCCAAGUAUAAAAACGCCUUUCAUAUAAACACUGCCAUCGGCAAGGACAUCAUCCUUUCUGCAGACUAUGCGAAUGAAAUCAAGAGUGAUCCUCAUCUAGAUUUUGCCAAGGCCAUUCUUCCCACACUCCUCACCCACCUCUCGACAUUUCACCACAUCGAAGAGGCAGGCAAGAACCAGGUUUUGACAGAGACUAUUCGAAGCAAGCUGUCGCGAUUGCCAGUGCAUCUCAAGCAAGCCAUAUCCAGCGAGGCAAGAGAAGUCAUCCGUGAUAAACUUACCGAUGACGAAGAAUGGCACGAGAUCCCCAUCAAAGAGACCAUUGUCAAGAUCGUAGCCCGUGUAUCUUCGAGGGUUUUCCUUGGAGAGGAACUCUGCCGUAACGAGGAAUGGCUAAGGAUCACCGCUGAUUAUACAAUCAAUCUGUUUGUUGCUAUUAACGAGCUCAUGACCUGGCCUGCGUCGAUUCGUCCCAUCGUCCAGUGGUUCCUGCCCACAUGUCGACGCCUUCGUCAACAGGUAGCAGAUGCCCGUCAACUGAUCCAACCGGUGAUUGAUAGACGCCAUGCGGAAAAUCAUGAACUUCGACGCCAGGGCAAGCCGGUCAAGCAGUACGAUGAUGCCAUCUCGUGGCUUGAUGAUAAGGCCGGUGGUCGAUUGUUUGAUGCAGCAAUAGCCCAGCUCAGCCUGUCCUUUGUUUCGAUCCAUACUACCACAGAUCUGUGUACUCAGGCCAUCUAUGACAUCUGCGCCAACCCAGAGCUCAUCCAACCUCUCAGAGAAGAAAUUAUUAACGUACUUGGAAGUCGCGAAUUGGACACUACUGCCCUAUACCAGAUGAAGCUCAUGGACAGUGUAAUCAAGGAGAGUCAAAGACUCAAGCCUGCAGGUGUUCUUUCUAUGAAGAGAUAUGCAACCCAGGAUGUAACCCUUUCAGACGGGCUUGUAGUUCCCAAGGGGUCCAGCUUAUCAGUGUCCAGCCACGUACAUUGGGAGGAAUCAGUAUACCCUGAACCCCUCAAAUAUGACGGAUACCGCUUCCUUAGAAUGAAAGGAGACCGUGAGAAAGACAGAAUGGCCAAUCUGGUCGCUACCAGCCCUGAACACUUGGGCUUCGGACAUGGUAUACAUGCCUGCCCCGGCCGAUUCUUCGCUGCAGAUGAAAUUAAGAUUCUGCUCACACAUAUUCUGCUUAAAUAUGACUUUAAGCUCCCUGAAGGCAGCAAUACGACUCCAUAUAUCCUGCCUGGCGGAUCUUAUGUGUCGGCUAGCACACAGCUUACCAUUAAGCGAAGAAAGGAGGAAAUUACUCUAUGA
Molecule: messenger RNA, 1494 nt
Organism: Microsporum canis CBS 113480
Lineage: Eukaryota; Fungi; Ascomycota; Eurotiomycetes; Onygenales; Arthrodermataceae
Product: cytochrome P450 monooxygenase
Exons: 6
Coding region: 1-1494 (497 amino acids)
Molecular function (GO): heme binding; iron ion binding; oxidoreductase activity, acting on paired donors, with incorporation or reduction of molecular oxygen
Source: RefSeq, a predicted model, not a curated record